AUGCGCCUCGCAAUUCUUUGGCUGUUCUCCGGCUGGUUAAUACUGGGCACUCGGAUGCGGGCCUGGGGCCAGGAACUCGGCCAGGAUCUGCUCAUCUCGGAGCUGGGCAAUCGGCAGGAUGAGCUGAACACCAGGCGCCUGGCGAGUGCCAUCAGUUACAUAACCGGCAAAUACAUAGCCAGCAGGAUCAACACGCUGGUCGUCCGGCAGAGUUGUCUGGAGUGUCCCUACGAACUCGUCCAGCGCCAGCGGCAGCUCAUCGACCAGGUCCUGCAGAACCUCGCCCCCGAUCUCAGUGUCCUGCUGCACUGGGGCACCUCGGAGGAGGCCACUCUCUGGGACUACACCCUCUUCGUGGUCAACAAUCACAACAUUUUCAAGAGUCAGGUGUUAGCCUUCCCGGACGAGUUUCUGGAGCGCGAGUUCUUCUGUGUGGUGGUGGUGACGGAGUUGCAGAGCGCCUCCACCGUCGAGUUGACCGUCGGGCGGAUUGUGUCCUUGAAUCUGCGCCUGAAGUUCGUCAAUGUGGUGGUGGUGGCCCAGCUGGAGGACGGCCUGGUGGCCAUCUACAGCUACAAGAUCUUCAAGGAGAACUGCAUCCCGGGCAUCACGGUGCAGCGGAUCAACCACUUCGACCGGAUCACCGGUGAGCCGCUGGAGAACAUGUCCGACCUGUAUCCGGUGCGGCAUGGAGACCUGGGCGACUGUUCGCUGCGGGUGGCCGCCAACCAUCUGCCCCCGCACUUGAUCCACAAGCGGCACGGAGAACGCCGGCCGAACGGCACCGAGCCCAUGUUCAUUCCCGCCCAGGAUCUGUCCGGGAUCGACUGGGAUCUGCUCCAGCUGCUGGCCAAGGCGCUGCACUUCCGCAUCGACCUCUUUGUGCCCACUGAAACCAGCCAGAUCUUCGGCGAGGGCAACGUUUCCGGAUGCUUCGCGCAGCUGGCGGACGGGAGCGCGGCCAUCGCCAUCGGUGGACUGAGUGGCUCGGACAAGCGACGCUGGCUGUUCUCCAAGUCGACGGUGUACCACCAGAGCCACUUCGUGAUGGUGGUGCGGCGGGAUCGGUACCUGGGUCGCUUUGGGCCGCUGAUCCUGCCGUUCCGGGGCAAGGUGUGGGGCAUGAUAAUCGCGAUCCUGGUGCUGGCGGUGCUGAGCACCUGUUGCCUGCGCUCCCGCCUGGGGCAUAAGCACCGCCUGGAGAACGUGCUGCUGGUGGGUGUGGGCAAUCCGAUUCCCACGCGGCGGCUGCCGGGCAAGGGACUCCUCCGCUACAUGCUGGCCACCUGGUUGCUGCUCACCCUGGUGCUGCGGUGCGCCUACCAGGCGCGCCUCUUCGAUGUCCUGCGCCUCUCCCACCACCGCCCCCUGCCCGAGGACCUCGGCGGGCUGAUCAGCGAGAACUACACCCUGAUGUCGAACGGCUAUCACGAGUUCUAUCCCCUGGCCCUCACCCACCGCCUGGGCGAGUCCUUUUCGGCCCGAUUUGAGCGGCUCCAGGGUGCCGAUCCCGGCCAGCGUCUCACCACGAUCUCGCUGAUGAGCAACCUGGCCUACUGGAACCACCAGCACCGGAACACCAGCCGGCUGACCUUCGUGCGUCAGCCGAUCUAUGUGUACCAGCUGGUCAUCUACUUUCCCAGGAGGUUCUUCCUCCGCCCCGCCCUCGAUCGCAAGAUCAAGCAACUGCUGAGUGCCGGGGUGAUGGCCCACAUCGAGCGGCGGUACUUGCAGUAUGUGGACAAGCCGGAUGUGGAGGCCAACGACCGCAGCCUCCUGCCCCGGAUCACCGGCAAGAUCAUGGCCGGGGCCUACCGCUUCCACGGACUGGUGCUUGUCCUGGCCACCGGGGUCUUCCUCCUGGAGUUCCUGUCGCGGCGCUGGGAUGGCAGACUGCGCCGAUGGAUGGAGUGGGUGCAGCAGCCGUAG
Messenger RNA from Drosophila rhopaloa, 1929 nucleotides. RefSeq lists its product as uncharacterized. The record is from RefSeq and is a predicted model, not a curated record. NCBI's taxonomy places the organism in Eukaryota, Metazoa, Arthropoda, Insecta, Diptera, Drosophilidae. The coding region runs from base 1 to 1929 and encodes 642 amino acids. The transcript is spliced from 3 exons.